Messenger RNA from Ilyonectria robusta, 2331 nucleotides. RefSeq names its product putative peptidase family-domain-containing protein. The coding region runs from base 1 to 2331 and encodes 776 amino acids. The record is from RefSeq and is a predicted model, not a curated record. The transcript has 4 exons. Gene Ontology annotation, cellular component: cytoplasm. Lineage: Eukaryota; Fungi; Ascomycota; Sordariomycetes; Hypocreales; Nectriaceae.
AUGGCUCCGUCCUUUCUUAACUUCAAGGACCUCCGCCGUCGGUCAAAGGCCAGCUUCCGAACCGAACGCUCCACGGAUACCUCAAGCGAUGGCGCCGGCAGCCAGGGAACAACGCCCUCGAGCGGUUCCGUCACGCCGCCCUCCAUCGCCCACCAAUCUGAUCCAGCACUCCACCUCCAGGUGAAAGAUCAGCAGCACUUUCGCCAAUCGUCUCCCCAACGUCACAGCUCGCAGAAUCUUCAAGCGCGACCGCCGCUCUCGUCAUCUGGUUCCAGCCGAUUUAGCGUGUCGGGCAUGUCGGGCCUGGGUGCACCCUCCGUAAACGGCAAACAGAACCUCCCUGUAUCGCCAUAUGCUCCGAAGUUGACCAACAUCUCGGAGAAUGUGUGGGUGUAUCAAAAGGUUCUCCUUGUGUAUGGAACCAUUGCCGACCCCGCCCAGCAAACUCUUGACGGAACGGUGACGGUCUCUAGACUCGACGACAACUUUCCGCCGAUCAGCUGGCCCGUCUGCAGCUCCCACUUCAAAGCGCUCGUCUACCUUCAGCCCGGUCCCAAUAAGCUUCGGUUCGAGUUCUCCAGCCCUAAACUCCCUAACAGUGGCAGUUCCAACCCAAUUCACGCCUCUUACAUAACUGUUCACAUGCUCCCGACCAUGAAUGCCCCGCCAUUGCAACUCGCUAUUCUCCUCGCCAAGGACUCGUCUGAGACGUUCGAUGCUCUGCCCGCGCGCGCCGAGAGGGAAGGUAAUGGGUUGGAGACAGCCGUGAAGAAGUUUCGAAUGGCGGCAUACCUGUGGCAAGCUUUUACGUCCGAGCAGAUGUGGCGGAAUAAACUUGGGCGACGGGCAUUCCGGUUCGAGGAAGAGUGGACGACGGGCUCCGCCAACUACCGCGAUUGGGAAAAUGGCACGAUGCGGUCCGAGGCCAGAAUACACAUCAUUCGUUGCGACAAGACGGUCGCUGAGCUUCGAGAUAUGAACAAGGCCCAGCAGAACGAAAAGGCUACCGAACGGGACGCCCUCUUUGGAAUCGCCUCCACCGCGGUCAAAAACUAUUUCAACCCGCUACCUGGCCAAAAGCUCUACGUCUCGCUCCUUCUUCUGGACGCUCACUGGAACAGGGCUGCUCAAACAGUGACGGGCCAUGCCGCCCUGGGUGGCGGUGACAAUAACCUGCAACUAGCCAUCUUCGGCUCCCACUGCCUGCAAAGCUAUCCGACCAGCUUCGAGGAGGUGGUACCAGCUUUCACGGACUGUACCCCGACGGAUACUAAGUACGUUGCAAACGACUGUAAUGAGGCCGGCAGCUCGUGGGAAGCCGCCAACAUUGGCAUUGGCGCACAUCUGCACGAGACAGGCCAUUUGUUUGGAUGCCCUCACCAGGAGAGCGGUGUCAUGCUGCGAGACUAUGUGGUCCUCAACCGAACCUUUGUCGCCCGUGAGGCGUACUCUACGCGGACCAAGUCCAAGGGUGGCCUGGCUCUGCAAGGAGAUGAGUGUGGCUGGCACCGACUGGACUGCCUGCGUUUCCGAGGCCACCCAGCAUUCCGACUCCCGAACGACCCUCCAUUAAACCCCGACGGCAGUGUCCAAGGGUUCCCAGUCGAAGGAGGCAACGUUCUUAUUAUGGCGGCCACAGGCAUCUCGUUUGUUGAGAUCUUUGCGGAGGGCGACGAAGUUUGUCACUCUUGGAUCGAGUAUCAACAUGAACAAGGGCCUCCGCCGCGACAAAUUACGCUCAACGAGCAGGAACUACGUGCUAGAUUGACCGAGAACAACAAAAAGGGUCGCAUUCGGAUCUCCAUCAAGUCACACGCGGGUGGCUCGCUAGACAUUGACGACUUCAAGAAAUUUGCUUCCAAGCAAUCGUCUGUGAAGCUGUCGAAUGGAAAGGCGGCAUUCCGGUGCAAGAAACUGGGCAGUUCCCAGAUGGAUGGCAGCUCUACAGUCGAGACAAUCUUCACCAGCGCCGAGAAGCAGGACCGGGUCCUCUCUCGAGUCACUGUACACCACGGAUCGGCCGUUGAUGGAUUGGAAUUUGUAUAUGAUGAUGAGUCGACACAACUGUUUGGAAAGCGGGGCGGUAACAGUGACGUCUUUGAAUUCGAUGUCCGUCGUGGCGAGUAUAUUAGUGGUUUCCUUGUGCGGUCUGGUUUCUGGAUCGACGGGGUGCAAAUAUUGACGAGCCUGGGUCGCAAGUCACCGCUGUUUGGGAAUGCACAUGGAGGAGAAGCGCAUACUUUGAUACCCCCUCGAGGAUACACCAUUUGUGGUGUGUCGGGCUCCUGUGGCCCUUGGCUUGAUGGCUUUUCGGUUCUCAUAUCUCGAUGA